AUGAGUAAAGCCGAUCUUCCAUCAGAUGGACCUAAUCUUAGUCAAGAUGAACCUACAACACAAGCUGACGAUCUGCCCACCCCAAGCAGCCAACCUUCCAACACUGUCGACUCAUCUGGACAGAUGCACAAAUUUGUCGCAUCACCUUUACACUGCAAACUUUUUGUUGAAAAGAUUUCAGCUGGUCAUGAAUCAGAGUACAGAAAAGCAGAGAUCCUUCUUUUUCGACAAGUUGCAAGUGAUCCUUUAGCACUUGAAUAUUACGUUCAUUACGUCGAAUUCAACAAACGUCUAGAUGAAUGGGUUCCAUUCUCUCGUCUAGAUUUCUCCCAAGGAAUCGAAUUCCCUAAAUCAGAAGCGCAAAAAAAGAAAUCAAGAGAUUCCACUGCUACGCCACCACCACAUACUCAACCUCCAUCUAAAGCACGUCGAUCCAAUACACCUAUGCAGGAAGAUGGGGAAACUAUGGAAGUUAUAGAGGAGUCUAACUCAGAAACAUUUUCGAAGAAGCAAGAGAUUGAGAAGUUGAGAGCUUCGGGUUCAAUGACCCAGUGUGUGGCAGAAAUCGCACGCGUAAAGAACCUCAACAUGAUCCAGAUGGGACGACACGAGGUUGAGACGUGGUAUUUUUCGCCAUACCCACAAGAAUAUGCUUAUUGCGAUAUGCUCUUGAUAUGUGAAUUUUGUUUGUCAUACUACGUUUCUCAUAAACAACUUGAACGACACAGAGGCCGUUGCCAGUUGCAACAUCCUCCUGGGAAUGAGAUUUAUCGCCAUGAAGAUGUGUCAUUUUUUGAGAUUGAUGGGAGGAAACAAAAAACAUGGUGUCGCAAUCUUUGUCUCCUCUCCAAGCUGUUUUUGGACCACAAGACACUUUAUUACGACGUUGACCCUUUUUUGUUUUACUGUAUGACUAUUCGAGAUGACCUCGGCUGCCAUUUGAUAGGAUAUUUCUCAAAGGAAAAAGAGUCUUCGGAGAACUACAAUGUGGCAUGUAUUUUAACUCUACCCCAAUAUCAGCGUCACGGUUACGGAAAAUUGUUGAUCCAAUUCUCGUAUGAAUUAUCCAAAGUUGAAGGACGAGCUGGGUCUCCCGAAAAGCCGCUUUCUGAUCUUGGUUUACUAUCUUAUCGAGCCUAUUGGACGGACACAAUUGUUGAGUUCUUAUUGUCGACUACAGAAGAAGUUACUAUUGAAGAAAUAUCCCUUAGGACCUCAAUUACUUCUCAAGAUAUAUUGCAUACCCUUCAAAACAUUGGUGCUCUCAAAUACUAUCGUGGCCAACACAUUAUUUGUCUUGGCGACAAGGUAAUUGAGCAAUGGCAACGCAACCACAAAAAGAAGAGGCGGACAAUUGCACCCGAGAAACUUGACUGGAAGCCAAUUCAUUUCACACCUUCCCAGCUUCGAUUUCUCUAA
Molecule: messenger RNA, 1419 nt
Organism: Phycomyces blakesleeanus NRRL 1555(-)
Lineage: Eukaryota; Fungi; Mucoromycota; Mucoromycetes; Mucorales; Phycomycetaceae
Exons: 2
Coding region: 1-1419 (472 amino acids)
Biological process (GO): regulation of DNA-templated transcription
Molecular function (GO): histone acetyltransferase activity
Source: RefSeq, a predicted model, not a curated record